AAUUGUCUCCACCCCCCAGACUUGACUGUCUCUGUCCUCAUUAGCCUGGUUCAGAUGAUCAACGGGACCCCAGAAGACAGGGGUAAAUGGCUCAUCUCCCGCUUAACCGGGACCUCAUUAACUCUGCAAUGCAGGAGUUCCAGGGUCUGCUGAAGCAGCAGGAAUUUUCCUCCCACGCCGCGAUCCCCUUGGAAGCCAUGGAGAGCAUUGUGGAUGACUGGGUGGCCUACUACAUUUCCUUCUACUCGCCAAGGUUGUCGGGCGAUGAGCUGGAGCAUAGCCAGGCUCAGGAGGAGCUGCAGGGGGAGCUGAGGGCCUCGGCCGAGCCCUUCCUCGCCAAGUACAGAGCCUUCCUGAACUCCCUUUCAGCCUCAGCCCCUUGAUAUCUAGGGAACCUACGGCCUCCGCCCCCCGGAAACAGAAGUUCUGGCCCCCCUCUCCCCGAUGACCCCUUCCUUC
This is a messenger RNA of Tachyglossus aculeatus (Australian echidna), 459 nucleotides long. It is a transcript of the gene AHSP, whose product is annotated as alpha hemoglobin stabilizing protein. Gene Ontology annotation, biological process: erythrocyte differentiation; protein folding; protein stabilization. Gene Ontology annotation, cellular component: cytoplasm. The record is from RefSeq and is a predicted model, not a curated record. Gene Ontology annotation, molecular function: hemoglobin binding. Lineage: Eukaryota; Metazoa; Chordata; Mammalia; Monotremata; Tachyglossidae. The transcript has 3 exons. Bases 87 to 383 code for a protein of 98 amino acids.